GUAGCUUCUCCCGCCGCUUCCUUCUUUUGCUCUCCGCAAGUAGUAAAAAGAUGGCAUCUCGCAAAGAAUCUGCGUCUACAUCAGCCGGUACCGGAGGGUCAGCGACGACUUCGGGGACCAACAACACCUUGGACUCGCAGGUCAAGCAGGUCCAGAUUGAAGGCCUGGUUGUCCUGAAGAUCAUCAAGCACUACCAUGAAGAAGGGCAAGGCAGUGAAGUAGUUCAGGGAGUGCUGCUUGGACUGGUGGUGGAAGACCGUCUGGAAAUCACCAACUGCUUUCCUUUUCCUCAGCAUACGGAGGAAGAUGCUGACUUCGAUGAAGUUCAGUACCAGAUGGAAAUGAUGAGAAGCCUGCGCCACGUGAAUAUUGACCAUCUCCAUGUUGGCUGGUAUCAGUCCACCUACUACGGUUCAUUUGUCAGCCGUGCCCUUCUGGACUCUCAGUUCAGCUACCAACAUGCAAUUGAGGAAUCUGUGGUUCUCAUUUACGAUCCCAUUAAGACAGCUCAAGGCUCAUUGUCGCUGAAGGCUUACAGACUUACACCAAAAUUAAUGGAAAUCUGCAAAGAAAAGGAUUUUACUCCCGAAGGAUUAAAGAAGGCGAGCAUUGCCUAUGAAAAUAUGUUUGAAGAAGUGCCCAUCAUCAUUAAGAAUUCACACCUGAUCAACGUUCUGAUGUGGGAGCUGGAAGAGAAAUCUGCUGUGUCAGAUAAGCAGGAGCUCCUGAAUCUUUCCAGCAGUAAUCAUCUGGAAAAAAGCUUGCAGCUGCUAAUGGAUCGAGUGGAUGAUAUGACGCAAGAUAUCGUUAAAUACAACACUUACAGUAGGAAUCUAAGCAAACAGCAGCAGCAGAAGCAUCAGUAUCUGCAGAGAAGACAGCAAGAGAAUGCUCAGAGGCAGAGCCGCGGAGAACCUUCACUGCCCGAGGAAGACAUAACCAAAAUGUUCAAGCCUCCUCAGGCUCCUCCAAGGAUGGAUACACUGCUUAUUGCAGGUCAAAUCAACACCUACUGCCAGAACAUCAAGGAGUUCACGUCCCAAAACCUGGGGAAACUCUUUAUGGCUGAGGCUCUGCAAGGGCACAGCAGCUGAAAAGGAAGACAUGAGGCUUCCUCGAGGUCAGCAGCCAAGGCCAGCAAUGGAGAGGAAGAAGGGGGGGGGGGGGGUUACUGAUGUCGCAGUGGUCUUUCAUCUGUUCAAAUGGAUAAAGUAACUUACAGUAAACAUUAAUAAACACUUCAGCUUAA
Molecule: messenger RNA, 1249 nt
Organism: Erpetoichthys calabaricus (reedfish)
Lineage: Eukaryota; Metazoa; Chordata; Cladistia; Polypteriformes; Polypteridae
Gene: eif3hb
Product: eukaryotic translation initiation factor 3, subunit H, b
Exons: 8
Coding region: 51-1094 (347 amino acids)
Cellular component (GO): cytosol; eukaryotic 43S preinitiation complex; eukaryotic translation initiation factor 3 complex
Molecular function (GO): translation initiation factor activity; metallopeptidase activity; protein binding
Source: RefSeq, a predicted model, not a curated record